AUGAAAGAUCCUGGGAGUUUCACCAUUCCUUGCUCUAUUGGAGGUGUUGACAUAAGGAAAUCCCUAUGUGAUAUGGGGGUUAAGAUAAGUUUGAUGCUCCUAUCCAUCUUCAAGAAGUUAGGAAUUGGAGAAUUAAGGCCAACUACAAUGACAUUGCAAAUGGCAGAUCGUUCUCUAGCGCACUCUGAAGGAAUAAUUGAAGAUGUACUGGUGAAAGUUGAUAAAUUUAUCUUACCCGUAGACUUCAUAAUCUUGGAUUAUGAAGCAGAUCGAGAUGUGCCCAUCAUUUUGGGUAGAACAUUCCUAUUCAUCGGACGGACACAUAUUGGCGUACAUAAGGGUGAAAUAAUAAUGAGGGUAAAUGGACAAGAGGUAAAAUUCAACAUCAUCAAGGCAUUGGAAUACUCGAAUGAAAUGAAUGCAUGUCAAGCAAUUGAUGCAAAAGACGAUUGGCCAUGUGAAACAAAUCUUGAAGGUGAUAUUGAAGAUGAAGAAACUGAAGUAGACAUAUAG
Molecule: messenger RNA, 513 nt
Organism: Benincasa hispida (wax gourd)
Lineage: Eukaryota; Viridiplantae; Streptophyta; Magnoliopsida; Cucurbitales; Cucurbitaceae
Source: RefSeq, a predicted model, not a curated record